AUGAAAAAAAAGGCUAGAAAUAAUAAACCAUAACCCAAAUUUGAAGAUAUAGUAAAAGAAACAAGAUAAAGGUAUUAAUAAUAACAUAAAAUGUUGUAUUAAUAAUUUGAAAAAGCAAAAUCUGAAUUAGAAAUAAAAGUCAAAGAAGAUUUAGAAAAGCUAGCCAAAGGAAAUAUUAUUAAAAAUUAAGAAUAAGAUGAAAAAGAAAUAAAUUAAAACUAUAAGAAAUAGUUUUAAAAAUUGAUAAAAAAUUUUAAUCAAGAAUUAGAUUAAUUAUCAUUUAAUAUUAUUGGUUUGAAAAAAAUGACUAAGAUUUUUGAAGAAGAAUAAUAAAAGAAUAAAUAAUUAUUAGAAGAAAUAGAAAAGUUAAAGAAUGAUUCAAAUGAUCCAAAUAUUAAUUUUGAUAAAAAAGUUUAGAUAGCAGUACAAGAAGAAUUAAAUAAAAAUAUAAUAUAAAUCUAAAAUGAGAAUUAAUUGAUGUUUGAAAGUUUAAAAAAAUAAUAUGAUGAAGAAAUGAAGUAAUACAUCAAAAUUUCUGAAAGGACUAUUCAUAAACUUAAAUAAGAAAACAUAAAAUAAUAAGAUAAUAUUGCCAAAAUGAAAAAAUUAUUAGAAGCAUAAGACAAAGAUUUUCAAAUUUUAACAAAUGAGUUUAUAAAGUUUUAUUAAGGUUAUUUUGAAAUAAUUAAUUAAUUGAAAGAAUAAGAUUAUAAAUAAUUAUAAAAUAAGAUUAAAUAAGAUUAAGAAUAAAUGUAAAAAGUCAAAGAUGCAUUAGAAUAGGAAAAAAUUGCUAAAGAAAAUUAUGAAAAAUAUUAAAAAGAAAUUUAACUAUUGUAAUAAAGAUUUGAUCAAGAACGUCUUCAAUAAAAAAAACAAAUCAAAGAAGCUGAAUAAUAGAUGCAAUAAGCCAAAGAAUGUUAAAAAAAGUAUUAGAGUAAGAUUGACAAUUAGAAAAAUUAAUUAAAGGAUAUAGAAUAAGAGCUACAAAAAGCUUAAGAUAAGGAAAGAAAUUCUGAAUAUGCAACCAAAUAAAUUUAAUAAGAAUUGGAUUAAACCAAAGAAGAUUUAGAAUAGUAUAAGAGUAAGAUUAACAAUUAGAAAGAUAGUUUUAAGUAUAAGCUUUAGGAAGAAGAAUUAAAAUAAAUAGAAUUAAAGCUACAAAAAGCUUAAGAGGAGGAAAAGAAAUCCAAAGAUGCCACCAAAGAAAUUUAAUAAGAAUUUGAGAAAGCUAAAGAAAGUUAAGAAUAGUAUAAGGGUAAGAUUAACAAUUAGAAAGAUAGAUUAAAGGAAAUAGAAUAAGAGCUACAAAAAGCUUAAGAGGAGGAAAGGAAAUCCGAAAAUGCAACCAAAUAAAUUUAAUAAGAAUUGGAUAAAACCAAAAAAAAUUUAGAAUAUUAUAAAGGUUUGAAAGAAAAGUUAAAGCGAAUGGAAUAAAAAUUAGAAGAAGCUAAAGAAGAGGAAGAUAAAUUCAAAAAUGCGGCCAGAUAACUUUAAACGUCAUUGGAGGAGAGCAAAAAAAUAUUUGAAUAAGAAAAAUCAAAAUUAGAAUCGUAGCUGAAAGAAGCCUCUCAAUAAGUAGCUAGAACCAAUAUAUAAGUACAAAAAUAUAAGGAGUAACUAUAAUUAUAGAAACAAAAAUCAAAAGAAGAAAUACUUAAAGUAGAACAAAAAGCCCAAUAAGAAAAAUAAAAACUAGCUUUUGAACAUAGAAGAAUAUGUGAAGAAUAGGAAAUGAAAGCUCAAGAAGAAAAAAAUAAGUAAUAAGAAAAAUUGAAAUAAAUGAAAGCCUAAAAACAAACUUAAAUAGAGUUAGAAAACUCUAUUAAAAAUGAAUAGACACAAUAGUUUGUAUAAUUUAAUAAUCAAAGAGUAGAAGAAAAAUAAGAUUAAUAUUCCUCUGAAGAAGAAACUUAUUAAGAAUAAAAUGCUAUUGACAAAAUAUUAGAAGAACAUAAAUAAAAUAUAAAGAAAAUAAAUGGAAACAAGUAAAAAACUAAUUAUGUUCCUUAAGGAACAAUUAUUAGGUAUAAUAUUAACUCAUAUUAAGAUAAUAAAAAGAUCAAAUUUAAGAAAAAACAUUAAAUGAAAGAGAAAAAAGAAUAGAAAUAUAAGAAUAGCCUACCGAAGUACCAAACAAUGUUAUUAACAAUAAUUGCAUUAAUAUUAUAAAUAAUAUUCAAUGUAAAAUGAUGAUGUUUACUUAGUCAUAUCUAAAUUGA
Messenger RNA from Paramecium pentaurelia, 2219 nucleotides. The record is from the annotation of a GenBank genome assembly. Lineage: Eukaryota; Ciliophora; Oligohymenophorea; Peniculida; Parameciidae.